Podarcis lilfordi (Lilford's wall lizard) is the source of this 9247-nucleotide messenger RNA. NCBI's taxonomy places the organism in Eukaryota, Metazoa, Chordata, Lepidosauria, Squamata, Lacertidae. The record is from the annotation of a GenBank genome assembly.
CUUUGUUCGGACGGGCGGGAGAAGAGCGAGUGCAGCGGGGCGGGAGUCUUUUGUGAGCUCCGCCGGACGAGAGUACAGUAAGUGAGGAGGGACUGGGGUGGCGGGGAGGCUGCUUGGGGCUGGGGGCUCUUUUGCCUUGUCCCCUUGGGCGCGCGUCUUCCCCGGCGAGCUCCGCCAGGUCGUGGGGAGCCUUCGGAAACCCUCUGAAGCUCAUGGAGAAAUGGCUCGGGGAUUGGGUGACUGACUUGGGGUGGGGGGCAGCUGGAAUUUGAGGGGGCCACACGAAGGGUUUCGCAGGGCCAGGAGGGCAGGCAUCCUCGCUUCAUGGCCUUCCCUCCCAUUCCUAAGCUUAUGGAUGUGAGCGUUUUCCAGGCAAGCCCCUGCGAGGGAGGAAGAGCUAAGAGUAGAUUCUCACGUUAUGCAUUUCGAGGAAUUUGGUUUCUUUGUGAUAGGUAAUGCUAUCUUUUUUACUCCCGGAGCUGCCCAUUGUUCCGGGCUACGAUAGCUUAUCGCUGCGCUGCCCGCAAGAGCACUCUGUCUUGAUUGCGGAUUAAUUAACCGCGCCGUGAUUUAUAUGGUGUACCCAUAAUAAUGGUUAGAAGCCCACCCCUCCACCCCAACAAGACAAAAAAUGGAGAGGGGGUCCAUUUUCAGGUCGCCCUGGUUGUGUGUAUAGCGAGGACCGUGUUGAGUGAUUAGCGAAGUAGAAGAGUUUUGAGCCAAGGGGGCAUCUACAUAAGGCCGUGCGGGCUUGUACAGACUCGCAUUUUUUGUUCCAGUUGUCCCCUUUGAGGCAAAAGUUGGAUUUUGAGGCAUAAUACAGGGACAGAAGUACAGUACUUAACUGAAGGAGGGAUAACACACCCCAGGGUCUAGGGCUGGCCAUGAUAUUUUAAAGUGCCCUAUGUGCUCAAGCAUAUGCUUUAUUCAGGUGUGCUCGUUGGGCAGCUGAUAUUUGUCCCAUUUACCCAGGAAAUGCUCCUUUGCUGGUAAACACACAUUUGUGCCAAGUAGUCUUGUGGUCAGUAGUCCUUUGAAAGGAACAGGCUUGGUAUUGGUCGGAGUGUAACAUGGAGGGGUGGACAUAGACCCAAACAACCAACUCCCAACAAGGGAUUUGUCUAGCUUGACUCUUCUUUGGUAGGGAAUUCCUGUGAAUUCCUCCAUUGUCCAUUCUCCUUUGAGUAGCAUCCAAGUCAGCUUGGCUCCCUGAUUUGUGCUGCAUGUGGUCUCCAAGCACAUGGCCAGUGUUGAAAAUUGUAACUGUAAGCAAAAGGCAAUCCUGGUGCUCUGUUUGCCUGGAGUUCUGGUAGCGUUAGUCCAUCAUUAUUUAUGUAUUAUAUAAUAAAGCUUACUUCAUCCCAAGAAGGAUCCCAGAGUGGGGCACAAUACCUGUAAAAUAUAGUAGUGUGUGUGUAGUAUUUUAAAUUUCAUAUGUUUUAAAGUAGAGUUUUAUUUUUUCCUUUGUUUUAUUGUCUUAUCUUUUUGUAAACCUCUUUGAGGGUUUUAAAAAAAGUAGCAGUGUAUAAAUUUUAGGAGAGAGAGAUAUACAACUAAUAAAUAUAUAGGCAUAAAAAUUUUAACUUCAGUGUAUACAACCACAAUGAAUAAGCAGUUCUUAGCUAAUCCGCCCUUUCAGUGUUUGUUAGAAGAAAAACUUGUUUAUUUGGCAGCAAAAUGCAGGUAAUGAUGGGGGCAGUCUUGUUUCCAAUUCAAAGGAGUUCCACAACUUUUGCACUGUUUGUAGAGGUGCCAAAACUAGUGUGUAAUUGAGCUUUGUGGUUAUCUCUCUGACAAGUGUUAUAGAAAAAAUAGGGAGUUUGGCUUUUGCUGCCUAACUCCCCAAGGGACUGAGUCCCCUAAGUCCAUGACUGGUCAGAGAGGAAUGGAUGGAGGCAAGAUCCAUAGAAAAAUGGUGCCUAAGCCCCUAUAAAGACUUUUGAAAUUGCCCACCCUGUACUGCAAGACCCCCCCCAAAAAACCCCAUCAUUCAUACAUCACAGAAGGAGGUGUUCUCCAGCAGAAAUUUGAGAGUGUUGCUUCUCUCCUGUCUGCCAGGAUACCUGAUAAUGCCUUGCUUCAUUGCAUUUUCUGGGUAGCCUGGCCAUUUCUUUGAGAUAGUAAAUACUUUAGUUCCUAAAUAUAUUGAUAGUUUACUCAGUUUAACAGAUACUUGCCAGACUGUAUUUGCAGGAAUGUGUAAGCCCUACAGUCCAAAGUCAAUUGGAAAGUUUUCCCCAUUUCCUUCCUCCUUGCAGAGAAAUAUUUGAGGUCAAUUUGGGAGAGUCAACAUGGCUUCAGGAUUGCUCUCCUGUACUAUUUCAGACACGUGGUUUGUAUACUUAUGUAUGUGUUUGCCUUAUACAUUUAUGACCAUUCUAUAUUUGAGACCUUAGAAUUCUUAUAACACAAGUCAAAAAUGGCAUAUUAGAAAUAAAUAACUUCUAUGGUAUUAGGUAGCAAAACUUUUUUCCUGGUUGCUCAGUUGCAUUGCUACUCACAUUGCAUUACAGAAUAGAAUUGAAAUGAACCAACCCAGAAGAAUGAAGUAAAUCCCCCAUUCUCCUAGCAUGCCUUCUAACUGCUCUUAUCACUCCCUUUGAAUACAGACUUGUAAAUUUCUGUCACCUAUGGCAUUCUCGAAACCAGAUAAGGGAGCCUUUGUAAGUUGGAAGAAAAUUGUCCUCCACCCCACCCCCACCCCCAUUUCAGUAUGUUGUGCCAGAAAUAUCCUUACAUGGGAGGGAAAGGCUAGAAGAGCAUAUGGAUUAGUAAUUUUUGUGAAUUUAUUUCCAAACCUUUGAAUGGGUAAGAUGAGGUCUGCUAGCACAACUAUUACAUCACUCCUCCAAAACACACACACACACACACACACACACACACACGAGAUUAGGCUGCCUCCAUUCAGUUUUAAGAUUACUACAGUAAGCCCUCAAGGAGUGGGGAUUUUCCUGGGAUAGUGCCUACAGCCAAAAUUGUGCAUAGUCAAAACACAUUAGGUGCAGUGAUGGGUGGGAUUGGCCAAGUUCUUUUUGGGACAUCGCCCCCUUUCUACUCCCUUUUAAAAAAAUGGUUUUUUGUUGGUUUUUUGCUUCACGCAUAAAACAGAAUGUGCACAAGUUAAAUGUGUGUAAGUUGUGAGUGUACUGUGCCCUCCCUUGUGGCAUUCUGCCGUUAGCUGGGAAUGCGAAUAAAGAGGUAGUUUUAGAGAAAAGGGUGAAAAUCUUUCAUAAACUGUCUAGCUGGUUGGGGCUGAUGGGAUUUGUAGUCUCCAAGAUCUGGAGGGCUCCAGGUUGAAAAAGACCGGUCUAGGCUGCUUUCACCUGUGUGAUAAUUGCAUACCACCUUCCCCAGGGUGUGGACCUUCCGAUCCUGCAAAGUAUUCAGUCCUCUCAGCUGCAAAGAAUUGACUUGAUGGCAGCGUUCCCUUGAGCACAGGUCUCCUUUAAAGUUUAUCAGGCUCUGAAGUGUGUGUGUCAGGCAGGUUGGAGAUUGAGUAAGGUUAUUAAACUGAAGUAACUUUGUCCUGACUGGUGCUCUAAAACUGCUUUACAGUGCACACUAGUGGCUGUUUCUCAUGUCUUUUUUAUGUCAGUUUAGUCAACUGAGUACAAGAUGCUUGUGUGCAAAUAACCAUUUUCUCCUUUAUGUGAGUAGAAAACAAACUAAUGCUUGUGGUCAGUGAAAAUUGUGAGCUGGAAAAGGUUCUGGGAAAACCUAUGAAAAUUAGGGGAAUUUCCAUUAGGAAAUUUUCAAUUUGGCUUGGAAAAUUUUCUGAUAUGCUAGGAAGUGAUCUGAUGUAGCAUGUUUUGUUUCCCUUGUAUACACCUGCUAAAAACCUUGAAAUUGCUGUGGUUUCCUAAUAUUUAUUUCCAGUUCACAUUGAGUUAUUGCUACUAAUGAACUUGGGGAAUGGGAAAUAUCCUGCAGAAAAAGAAAACUAAUGAAACUUUUCUUCCCCAUGUUGCUACUUGUGGCAAUCAUGGUUUUUGAACUCUUGACUAUGUUCAGAGAACACCUUUGGGGAUAACUGAGAAGGAUGUCUGCCCCCACAAGGCUGUUCUGCAGGUUGCAGUUCUAACAACUUUUAAAAGUACUGGUGGUUUAGUUAAGAAGCGUUCCCCUUACAGCUCAAAGUUGGGUAUUACAGGCUAUUUCCUAGAUCACAACAAACGCCUGCCACAUAUGUUAGAAGAAGGCUAUUGGAGUAGCUUCUGCUUUUUUCCUUCCAGUGAUACCCACCUCUGAAUGGAGAUAGCAGGUGUAGGAAGCAGAGCAAAGUGGGUGGGUGGGAAUCUUCAUUCCCUUGUCGGCAUCACUGAUGCAAUCUUCUGCUUGGGAGGGAAAACAAUAUUCUAUUCCCCUGCUUACAGCAUGCGUGUGAAUGCUGGAGAAAUGAAACACUUUGCUUCUCUUUGCAUGACUUUAGCCUCAGCACCUUUGGGUGUGUUGUGCAUGUACUGUUCAAACAGCUAAGAGAGGGAGGAGGACCUCGCUAGCUAACCCCUGGCAUGGUGAUGGAAACAGGAAGCAGAGGUGAUUGAGCACCCUUAAACUUUUGCCCUGGAGAAGCUGAGCAUAGCACAAACUUCUACCCCGGGGCUGGCUGGGGUGCCUCCUUUACUCCAGGAUGCUUAUUGUACGUGAGCAUUGGGGCGUCACACCCGCCCCAGGCGCACCAGGACGUGGCAUCCAUCCAAAGGUUGAGGCAAACCUCUUGAGUUGACUUCCAGAAGCAGCUGCUCUGCCAAAUCUCCUGCACUGAUCUCAGGGCUAAGUUGACAGCAGGGAGUGUUCUUAGGAGGCAGGGGAGAAUAAACCCUCCCCAUGAGUAGUAUAGGCAAAUACUUGGCUUCAUAUCCCAUGCCAGCCCUCAUCUCCAUUCAGCUUUGUCACUGUGUGUGCGCGCGCGUCAUUGUUAUAAUAUGUGUAUGAAAUGAGUCAAGCAGAAUUGGGUUUCCUCUCAGGAGGAGGGUCAAAGGAAAUGUGAUGUCAGCAAGCCGUAAAAUUCAUCACUUUAUAUGAGGUAGGGCUAAAAGGGGGGGGGUAAUUUUGUGAGUACACACCCACCCACCCCGUGGUGGAACAUACAGACACUGCAUUUUACUUUAUCAGCUAAUUGUUCUGGCGGUGAGUGGUUUGGAUCAAGACCACAGUGUAGGGAAAGGGUUAUUCCCUCCCUCUGCCUAUGUUGCAUUUCAAACCCAAAUGGUCUCCCCUGUGGCUGCUUUUGGCCAAGUACACACACAAAAAGUUUGUUUGGGAGAUGCAUUCACGCUUCUCGGACAUGAGUCUAGUUUGGCCCUGAGUUGACUUUGGACAUGGGAGGGGGAGUAUCAAGUGUCUUAGAAACUUGUGUUGUGCCUUUUGGGUAUGGAAAGAUUGGGCUGUGAGUCACUGGUUGGCUUUCUAACAGUAAGCAGGAAGUGUAUGUAUUUAAACGUGGCAAGAACCCAUCACCAAACUUGAGUUCUCUUGCCUGUUUACCUGUAUGAUCCAUGUGUUUACAAGUAUGUAUUUGUUGCACACAUGCUGGGUAUGUAUAUACAUAAAAUAGUUGGCGUCUACAUCUUUAAAAGAGCAGUUUCUUAAGUGGUCCUCAGUUGUUGCUUUUUGUAGGGGCUAUGCGAUUAUCAGUUGGAGGUCACCAUGGGUAUGAUGGCAAAAGCCAAGUCAUUUUGUAGUGAGUGGAAAGUGAGUGGAAUUAAGCUAUGAUUCACUCCUGCUCCAGGGUUUUUGUGGAGCUCAUUAUUACCUAAUUACAUGGGGAAAUGGGAGGGAACCCCCAUUUCUCCCCUGCCUGAGGAUUUUGUCAAUUUCUAAGUGGAAAAAUUGACAAUAACCCCGCAAAAACCCCUUAAUAUAUUUUUUCUCUUUUAGAAUAAAGAGUGGAGUGUUUACAAAGGGCUGUGGCUGUUUUCUUUCUUUUUUAAAAAAACUAAAAAAACUUAAGAAACAAGCUAACAAGUAAAACAGUAGAGUGUUUCCCCCCCACCAAUCCAUGCAAACUUUCUGAAGUCCAUGGGGAUAAAAAUGAAAGUUGAGAAUAGGAAGCUUUAGAUUUGUCUGAAACUGAUCCUUACUAGAAAAUCUGUUUUGAGAUGGCAAUGUUUUCAAGGAUGUAUUAUUUAUUGUUUAAUUGACAUGAUGUGGUUUUCAUGUGGAUACGUUUCACAAAUAUAACAGGACACUUUAACGCACCAAAUUAUAAUAAUGUCUGUUAGUUUCCCCCAAAAAAUUCCAAUUCUCAUCAUCACCAGAAAUUGUGGUUCCCUCCCAUGACUUCACUUUAUAAACAACAACAAACAAACUUAGACAUCUUGUGGGACUGGAGACUGUGCGUUCCGCCUUGUGGGGUCUUGGGGAGUUCACUUGGAAGCUUGUGGGGAAAUCGGAUGAAAUUACUUCAGUUUAACCUUCUGCCUACUGUGCUUGUUGACUGCAGGUGUGUGCUGAGCCACGAUGAGCUGGAGUUUCCUCACCCGCCUCCUUGAGGAGAUCAACCAGCACUCGACCUUUGUGGGGAAGGUGUGGCUGACUGUGCUGAUUGUCUUCCGCAUUGUCCUGACGGCGGUGGGCGGCGAGUCCAUCUAUUACGAUGAGCAGAGCAAGUUUGUGUGUAAUACGCAGCAGCCGGGCUGUGAAAACGUCUGCUACGACGCCUUUGCCCCGCUUUCGCACGUCCGCUUCUGGAUCUUCCAGAUCAUCAUGAUAGCCACGCCCUCGGUGAUGUACCUGGGCUUUGCGUUGCACCGCCUCUCGCGCCAACCGCCUCGGAAAAGCCGCGCCCCCGUGGUGCACCGAGGCGCAGGCCGCGACUACGAGGAGGCCGAGGACAAUGGCGAGGAGGACCCCAUGAUCUUUGAGGAGGUGGAGCCCGAGAGGGAGGUGAAGGAGCCCGACAGCCAGAAGCACGACGGCCGCCGGCGCAUCAAGAAGGACGGGCUGAUGACGGCAUACGUGCUACAGCUGCUGUGCCGCUCGGUGUUUGAGGUGGGCUUCCUGCUGGGGCAGUACGUGCUGUACCGCUUCGAGGUGAUGCCCUCGUACGUCUGCACCCGCAGCCCCUGCCCUCACACAGUGGAUUGCUUUGUCUCCCGCCCUACGGAGAAAACCAUCUUCCUCCUCAUCAUGUACGCCGUGAGCUGCCUUUGUCUCCUGCUCAAUGUCUGUGAGCUGUUUCACCUGGGCUUCGGCGGGAUUCGGGAUGCCCUACGCGGCCUUGAUAGUAAGGACGGUGGUGACCCCCCCAGGUCCCAGUAUGUCCAGAAGCAUCCCAGUGCACCCCCGACCUACCAUUCUCUCAAGAAGGAGACCUCCAAGAGACAGGUAGCCAAGGACAAGUUGGGCUACGGUGGAGAGAGCUUGGCUGGGCUGGCUGCCGACCGCUAUGCUGUCGCACCGACCGUCCCGAGCCAUGAGUUGGAGCGACUGCGCAAACACCUCCGGAUGGCACAGGAGCACCUAGAAAUGGCCUUCCACCUGCAGCCGGAGGACACUGCCAGCCCCUCUCGUAGCAGCAGCCCCGAGUCCAACGGGCUGGCUGCAGAACAGAACCGCCUCAACUCCGCACAUGAGAAGGAAGGCGCAGCCUGUGAGCGACCGACUGGUAAGUGAAGCCUUGGUUAGGCUUUCCUAGGAUGGCAGCAAAGGCUGUCUGUUGCAGCCUGGAAGAGCCGGAAUCAUGAUGCCGUCUAGCUGGUGCUGACUGGUUAAGCUUGAAAGAGCUGCUAGUGUAGAAUGGAGGGCUGGGGUUUCCCGCUGCCACCUGUAGGUUCUGAGGUGAGCCUUGUGAAGGAUUACAUCAAGGUGCAGUAUGGUUAAGGAUUCUGCCCUGUGGCAAUGUGUUUGAGAGAGACAACGAGAAAAUAGGCUGGAUUAAAGUGAAAGUUGAUGAUUAGCAUCCAGAUGUAGCAAGCAUCAACAGUGAGGAAAUUUGACGCUCGGGGAACAAUUGGGGAAUUCCCUAAAACAGACAAACUGUACCCACACCUUUUUUUUUUUUUUUUUUUUGCUAGAACUUCCAAGAUCCACUACCUGGAGGCAGGUACAAAACACAUCCACACAGUAUUAAAGAAUUCUAAGCCUGGGAAUUGGUCCUGAGUGCUAGAACUGAACUAAGCUCACUGUCCAUUCUCUAGCCCACAGCUGUCUUCACUGAUGGACCUCAGCCACCCUUCUUGGGAUACAAACACAUUUGUGAAGUGCAGGUUUGGACUGAGAAGCUAACAUGUUUUUCCUUCCUUUUUCCAGGCCUCUGAAGUACUGGGCCUCACUGGGCAGCUGCACAGAUGACAACAGGAAGUGUCUGUGGAGAAUUGGCAGUGUGUGAAUGUCUGCUCCUAGCCUGAAGUUUGGAAACGCCCGGACAGAGUGGGUGGAGGGACGAGGAUGUUCUCUGAUUUUUGUUGGGUUGAGGGCAAGGAAGGGAAAUGAUGGAAGCCUCCUCAUCCAUGCCUCCUGAGGGGCACGUUUGGAAGUCUAGCUCCGUGUAUGUAUGUAUGUAUGUGAGUGUACGAGUGUCUUUUUUUAAAAAGGUUCUAAAAGGGACACUAUUUUUUUUACUUUUAUACAUGUGGUAAAGGUACUAUUUUGUUCUCUUCCUGUGCUGAUUGUCUCCUCUUAGGAGGGAUUUUCAUGUUUUCUCUAGUCUAGCCUUCAUCACCCUGGAGUCUUCCAUGUAUUUUGGACUACCUGCUCCCAUCAGCCCCCAGCCAGCACAGCCAUGGAAGUUGAUAGUCCAAAACAUCUGGAAGACUCCAGGUGACAAAGGCUGCACUAGUGGGACAGAGAUAGGCAGCUAUAUAGCAGCAUUCACUGUUUUUGUUGGGGUUUACUGUAUAGGGGGGAGAGCAGAAAGAGGAAUGAGAUGUCCACAACUUUCUUGUCUUCUCUACACAGCCGCACACAACCUGGUCAUCUCUUUCUCUUUCCCUCUCCCCCGACACCAGAUUUUGCAAGCAGUUGGUGGUUGGGCCAAAGAUAAUUGUACUACAUUCCAAGAUGCCAGUUUCUAAACGGCAUCUGCCUUCCUGCCCUCUAUGGGGUGCCGUGCUGGGUUCCCCACUGAAUUGCAUUGGGUCCCCAGUCACGUUUUGAUCAUCUCAGCGAUCAACAUGAAUUGUGUUUGUAUUUUUUGUCUUUUUAUAAUUUGCGGAAAUAGUUAAUGAAAUUGUGUUUUUUUGCUCUUUUAUAUGAAUAUAUAUAUAUAUAUUUGGUAUAAAUCAGGAGAUUUGUUUUAUAGGAA